UCUGCGUUUUUAACCAGUUUAGCGACUACAGAACCCAGUGUAGAACAUAGACAUUAUAGUUACUAACAUAAACCUUAGUUUGCUAAUGUUUUCUGUUGGCUAAGAUAUUCUUAGAAGUGAUAACAGAGAAUGUCACUGAGAUGGCACGUUAAGAAGAGAUAGGGCUGCCCAGUACAUAUGAAGGAUGGAUGAAAAAAAGGAGGAGCAUUCUGUUUCAGCUUACACUUCAGGAGACCCUAAAGUAACUUCAGAAGAAUUUCAAAAGAAAGAGGAAUUACCGACACUAAGACGUGAACAACUAGAUACUGUUCAUGGCGGUGUUAAAUCACAUACAAUGCUAGCAGCUUUACCAGCAUCUGCUGAGACUUUAGCACCAACUGAUCAUAUUCAUGUCCAACUCUUUGAUGGCCAGGUUAUUCAGAUCACAACUGCAUCAUUAGUCAAUUCAGAAAGUAGAAGGCAAGGAGCAAGAAGAAAAGAAGGUGAAAUAGAAGAGAGGAGAGGGGGACAGUGUGGCUCAAUUGGAAGUGAACUAUCUACAGGGAGCGCUGUAACGAUCCUUACGAGUGAUGGAAAAACGUAUAUUCUACCACAGCCUCUGAACUCUGAAGAUGGCACAGGUGGUGGAUACCUGAUUACUGAAGAAGUGCUGAAUGCUGAGGAAGUUCUACAUUCUAGUGAGAUACUUCAUGAUGAGCAAGUACUAACCAUAUCCUCCCCACAGUCAUCUUUAGAGUUCUCCUCAGUUUCAAGACCUCCGGAUGCCUUAGCCAUUGCCACCAGUGAAGUUUUUAAUGAAGAUUAUAUGACUCUUCCCUUAGAGCCACAGAGUGUGUUGACUGAUAGAGCCAAAUCCUUUCAAUUUAAAGCAGAAGGAAAUAACUCCCAGAUUUCUUCAGCAAUAAAUAAAGAAUAUAUGCAUCCAAGAAUCGAAAGUCACAGGGAAACCGAAUCCUAUUCAGACUGCAGUAUUAUAACAAUUCAUGCUCCAUGUGCCAGAGUAAAAAAUUCUUGGUUGGAAAAGAAUGUGAAAGACUAUAGUAUGCCCCCAGGUUUUGCCAAAACUGAAAUUAAUAAAGAAGGUAAUGAUGACCGAGCCUAUGCAGGUAAAAAUAAAGAGGAAAAAGAUCCGGUGGUUAUGAGCAAUAAAGAAGGAACAUCAAGGGCUUCAGAGAAUGAUGAAAAGUGUGUUGAUGAUACCGAGACAAGCAGUUACUCCUCAGUUUACUCUAAAUGGUGUGAAGUUUAUAAAGGCAUUCCAAAAGAUUAUGCACGCAGCAUUAAGAUAAAUACCUGCACUUCAGAAAAGGUAAUUGUGCAGGAAACUGAAAAAGCAAAUAAUAGGGGAGAAGUAAAUGAAAAUAAGACUAAGAGAGAAAAUAAGAACCAAGAAAAGGAUCAGGAAAAUUUACACAAAACUUCGAUAGAAUCCAAUCAGUCUCCAAACACACAAUGGGAUGAGGAUGAAGGCACCUGGGACCAAGCUACAAAUCAAGAAAAAUUGCGCCGAUCAUCUAGAAUACAAAAUACAAAGAAAAUUCCAAAUGAAGAUCAGGACAAGAAUUUAGGAGAACCAAGCAACAGAAAACGACAGAAACUCAUAAAGGGGGAUACAAGCAAUAUGCUGUGGGAGUGUGAAAGUUGUGAUGCUAUGUUCAGGACCAAGGUGAGUCGUGACCGCCACAUGCAAGAAGGACACAUGUUCACUUGUUAUAUCUGUGGCUGGAAAGGAAGAAGCAAGACCAAGUAUGAGGUUCACAUAUCAACAGUUCAUUGUAAUCAGCAGGCUCGCUGUUUGGCAUGCAGGAAAGAUUUUGCAAGCUAUGAAGCAUAUAAGCAACACAUGAAAUCUGCACACACUGAACAUAUGUCUGUUACUGUGAAGACAGAGACUGAAUGUGAACCCAGACAUGAAGAAACAGAGAGAGAGCAAGAACAUCAAGAAGAGGCAAGAUAUAAAGGGGAUGAAGAUGAUCCUGAUGAUCCAGAUUUCAAAGACUCAAAAGCUGUGCUAGGGAAAGAUGAUGGCUCUCAUGGUUACAGAGGAAAUAGAUGUACCUACUGUGGAAAAAUAUUCCUUCGUCGCAGUCGUUUUCUCAGGCAUCUAAAUUACCAUAUUGGUAACAAACCAUUCAUGUGUACUUUCUGCAACAAAUGCUUUGUAGAGAAGAGUGGACUAGAGGCUCAUCGUGUAACUCACUGCCCUAUUAAUCAACCAUGCCCUCAGUGUGGGAAAAUCUUCAAGACUCAGCGCACUAUGAGGCGUCACCUCAGGACUCAUCAAAAUAAAAUAUAUACUUGUGACUUUUGUGGCAAAGAAUUUCGGCAUGAGGAAUCUCUUAGGGUCCACAAAUCUAUUCAUAAAGAAGGAGGCAGUGGCAAUGUUUGUAAAGUGUGUGAGAAGGACUGCAAAACACCAUAUUACCUUCAGUUACACAUGAGCACCAAACAUGAAGCAGCGAAGUUUGUCUGUCUUCAGUGUAACCGAUCCUUCAAGUGGAAGCAGAGUUAUCGCAAACACAAAGCUGUCCAUCAUGAGGACACUUAUAUGAAAUUCAAGUGUCCGAUGUGUCCUCGACAUUUCUUGACACCUUCAGAACUAAAGCUCCACCAAGUGGUUCACACUAAUGAAAGGAAGUACUUGUGCGACGUAUGUGGAAAUGCAUUCAAGCAUGAAUACACUCGUGAUAAACAUAUCAAGACAGUUCACCAGGAGGACAGAGAACACAUGUGUCCACAGUGUGGUGCACUCUUCAAGGCCAAGGCAUACCUGGACCAGCACCUGGCCCAUGUGCACACCACCAAGGAGAGAGUCAAAUGCAUGCACUGUGGACAUGACUUCAAGACGGAGUCCAAUUUACGAAGUCACAUCAAAGUUGUACACAAGCUCCGCAGUCCUAAAUACACUUGCAAGACCUGCAGUAAAAUGUUCUUGGCACCUAAAGAUCUUGCCAGGCACUCAAAGGUUCAUACAGGAGUCAAAGAUUAUUCGUGUCCCAAGUGUUGCCGCUGCUUCUCGCGGAAGGACAAUAUGGCAGCCCAUCUGCGUACACACACCACAGAUCAGCCUGUGACAACAUUUAAGCACAAAACUGACUUGGCAACAUCUGGUGUUUCCCAACAAACACCUCAAGGCAUUUCCCAUAUACUUGGCCUUCCAUCAGUUGUUUCUUCCUCAAGCAACAUAUCUCUGCCAAAUAUACCUGUUUCUUCUAAAAGCACAGUUCUUUCAAAUAUUCCUGUUUCCUCUACAGAUAUUGAUAUUUCUAACAUAACUCCUUCCAGUAGUAUUGUGAUACCCAGCAUGCCUGCCUUGGCAAACCCCAUCACUAAUGUAUCUACAACCUCAAACAUUACUACAAUAUCUGAUUCUGCAAUAUCAUCUAACAGUCUUGCAUUGCCUAAUAUAUCAAUAUCAUCCACAAAUGUUCUGUCUAAUAUUGUAUCUUCUGCAGACAGUAUUAUUUUAUCCAGUGUCCCAAUCUCAUCAACAGGCAUGUCUAAUGCAUCCGUUGCCUCCACUGCUGUAGUUUUCUCGGGUAUCCCAACACCCUGCAGCCUUGAUUUCUCCAAUACACAUUCUUCUUCCAACAAUAUGGCUCUUUGCCAUUCGCAUACCAAUUCCAGCAAUGCCAGUAUAUCACUUGGAAAUACAUCGCCUUCUACUGAAACAGUUUUGUCUAGCUCUCCAACGUCUUCCAACAAUGUGAUUGUCAACACAACCCCGGCUUUGUCCUCUGGCAGUCGGGCUGGUCGACAGGUGUAUGGUCUUCACUCUCAUGUCAUUGCUUCAUCACAGCAUCAGGCAUCCAAAAUUUCUUCUGUGCUCCCUUCAUCCUCUGUGCCCUCAUCAGUUCUUUCUCUGUCUCCUCAUCCAUCAUCUUCAGCAUCAAUUUUAAUGUCACAGGCAAGCCGAACGCAGGUGGUAUGCACGUCAUUUCAGCCAGAGCAAGUUGUUCUUACUACUGGAGUACUGAAUCCAGUGCCUAUUGUUUCUACACAUCACACUGAUAAUUCUCCUCAGUAUACUCAGCUUGAUUCACUGGGGUCAUCGAUAUCAUCAAGCACAAGUACAAACAUUAGCACAGCUUUGAAUUCACUAGGUUCCUCCAUAGCACAAGGCUCAGCAGAGAGCAUCAAUGAAACAAUAGGGGCUAGUGCUCGUAUGUCAUUGGAUGGGAGUCACCAUAAUUCCAGCACUGGGGUCUCAAGCUCAGUUCUCUCAAGUCCCUCCACGCUUCUCUCAGAUUCAACUCUAAUUAUUCCAGAAAAGUCUGGUGUCUACACCAUUGUGAGUGAAGGUGGAAAAAUGACUCCUCUGGAAACCUUUACUCUUCAUCCAGUUGCUGAUCCACAAGCCUCGGCUCAGGAGCACCCUCAACCCGAGGCAGCUGAUCCACAAGCCUUGGCUCAGGAGCACCCUCAACCCGAGGCAGCUGAUCCACAAGCCUUGGCUCAGGAGCACCCUCAACCCGAGGCAGCUGAUCCACAAGCCUCGGCUCAGGAGCACCCUCAACUCAAGGCAGCUGCUUCACAGUCUGAUCAUAAUGGCUAAGACUACAGUACCUGUAUUAUAUUGUUUUAAAGUAUGGAAAACUAAUUCUUGCGAAUAACAAUCCAUUAGUAAACCUAUUACACCAGUAUAUACACUUAUAAUCACAUUUUGCUAACAGUGAUUAGUUUUUGUUUGCUUUUUUACACACUAUGCCUCCUUGUCGUCUGUGCAAGCCCCAAAUUCCAGUCAUUGUAGCCAGAUAAAUAACAGCUGAUAUUUGAAUGUGGCAAAUACCUUGGUUUAUGAAAACUGCCACAAAAAAGUACAUUUUCAUACUUUAAAAUGUUGCAGUCUGUAUUCUGGGUCAUGAACCACUCUUGGUAUCAUACUACCAGUAUCUAACAUUAUGGAAGAGGCAACUGAAGACCCUAAGAAUGCAGUGUAAACUUCUAAGGGAGGUGGUACUGAGACAAAAAAAAUCCUCAACUUGUGUUUUAGGUAAUUUUCUAAAACUGAAUUGCUUGAAAGGCUCAUGUAAAUUCUAGUAGAGGAUAUCUUAUUACAGGCCUUGGGCAAAGCUCUGAAAGACCACAAAUUCAAAUAAUGUUCCAGAUAACCAGGCUGUGAUACAUCUGUGGGUUGGCAGACUACCAGGAGCAACAGCCUUGUCGACCAGACGAACACAAGACAAAUUUGGCCUAUAGCCGGGCUGUGGGAAUUGAAAAACUCUCAGAAAUCAUCAAAGGUAUAUCUCCAUAUUACAGUGAGAUUGUUCAGUAUUAAAUUGCAAAUCAGGACAAGCUGAAGUUCAAGGUCAGCAUGUCUGGCAGUGUAGACAACAAAGAUAUGCAGGUGUUCCAGAGAAAGUCAGCAGAAGAAAAAAUUAGCAAAAAAGGGAUUUAUGGUACAUAUUUACUGGUGUAAUAAGUUACCAAUAGAUCAGUAUUUAAAGAGUGGUCCAUGGAACAUGUACACACAAUACCUUGUUAAUAAGACAUUAUGCAAUUUCUGGGAUUUUCUCAAGAAGAAUUUUCAUCCACCAAAGACUUUGUAGUCCCUAGUGGAUGAAACAUCUUAAUAAAAUGCCAUGAAUUUCAUAGUCUUUUUAAUAUAUUUGUAGGUACAUAUAUUAUACUAGUGAUACACACAGAAUACCUUAUUCAAUACACUGGUAACCAAGUUUCUACAAUAUCAGUGAUAUUCCUGAUAUUUCAAACUUUCAUUUGAAAUUCAGGCUAUACUUAUAUGAUGUAGAUGUGUAAAUACUGUACAAAACAGAACCAGAAUAAAUUAACUGAAAAUAUAAUACUUUAAU
Molecule: messenger RNA, 5810 nt
Organism: Cherax quadricarinatus
Lineage: Eukaryota; Metazoa; Arthropoda; Malacostraca; Decapoda; Parastacidae
Source: RefSeq, a predicted model, not a curated record